This is a messenger RNA of Suillus paluster, 1016 nucleotides long. RefSeq lists its product as uncharacterized. The transcript is spliced from 8 exons. Lineage: Eukaryota; Fungi; Basidiomycota; Agaricomycetes; Boletales; Suillaceae. The coding region runs from base 1 to 930 and encodes 309 amino acids. The record is from RefSeq and is a predicted model, not a curated record.
AUGUCCCCACUCACCAAGGCAUGGUCGUUAAUAGUGGUUCUAGCUGCUGCUGCGAUCGUACCCAGAGGUGCUUUUGCGCAGACAUCCAAUGCGACAUGCGUCUCCGGCUUUGAUUGGAUGAACAACACUCUCCAGCAGAACCCUUGCACGGUUGCUGCCUACCUCGAGAGUGUCUGCUGGGGUGGAGACUUCUCAAUCUAUCCUUUACCUGCUGGUACCCAUUAUGCAGCUCCUGAGGUCACAGAAGCCAACGCUUGCGAAUGUAGUACCGUAGUCUACUCGCUGAUUAGCGCUUGUGGCGAUUGUCAGAACCGCACGUUUCUGAGAUACCCAUAUAACAUUCCAAGUGGCACUCUAGUUCCGAAUUGGGCUUACCUGAACGUGACCAGCGGGAGUGGCACGUUCGACGCCACCCUGGCGCAAGCCGAUGGAGAUUCUCCCGAAUCUUCCGCGACCACAGCACAAUCCACUGGCACAGCCACUCAUUCGACCACUGUGUCUGGUUCUUUGACCACUCCUCCGACCACAGCCACAGGAUCUUCAGCUACUUCGAACGUUGGAGCUAUAGCUGGGGGUGUUAUCGGUGGAGUCGUCGGACUUGCAGCUAUCGUAGGCCUUGCGGCGUGGUUCUUUGUCAAACGCCGUCGUUCCUCCAAAGCGCCAUCGGCCGCGUUCAGCGACAUUGGUGGAGGUCCGGGUUAUACUCAAAGUGUUUACUCUGCUAACCCUCAUCCGUUCCCAAUGCAAUCCCAAAUGACGCAGCAACCGCGUCUCUACGAUCCCGCCGACCCGACCACUUUCCCAACUUCUCCUCCCUCCCCUACCGUCUUAACCACCUCAUCUAACAUCUACCAAAACCCAUCGAUACCCUCUCAUGUCUUCUCCCAACAAUCGCGUCCUGGGCAGUACACUGGUACUCCGGAGAUUUGAAUGCGAGCGCAAAGAUAACCAUUGGAUGUGAUUCCCCUACCAUAAUUUGACGACAUUUAUAUAUCCAUAUAGCUGUGUGUCCGGUC